This is a messenger RNA of Phragmites australis (common reed), 959 nucleotides long. RefSeq names its product germin-like protein 3-3. Gene Ontology annotation, cellular component: cell wall. Gene Ontology annotation, molecular function: manganese ion binding. Lineage: Eukaryota; Viridiplantae; Streptophyta; Magnoliopsida; Poales; Poaceae. The transcript has a single exon. The coding region runs from base 61 to 732 and encodes 223 amino acids. The record is from RefSeq and is a predicted model, not a curated record.
ACUGCUUUAGCCCUCAACAGCACACUAGCUGAUUGUCUCACUAGCCCUAGUUCAUUAUCAAUGGAAUUUUCCAAAACGCUAACAGCAGUGAUCACCGCGCUGCUGCUGGCACCUCUCCUCAUGGCCGCCGAUCCGGAUCCUCUCCAGGACUUCUGCGUCGCCGACCUCGGCAGCAAGACCUCGGUGAAUGGCUACCCAUGCCAGCCGUCCUCAUCAGCAGGCGACGAGUUCCUGUUCUCGUCCAAGGUGGCCAAGGGCGGCGACCCGUCGUCCAACCCGAACGGCUCCAACGUAACGGAGCUCGACGUGACCGAGUGGCCCGGCGUUAACACGCUCGGCGUGUCCAUGAACCGCGUCGACUUCGCGCCAGGCGGCACCAACCCGCCGCACAUCCACCCGCGCGCCACCGAGGUGGGGCUCGUGACCCGCGGCGAGCUCCUCGUGGGCAUCAUCGGCAGCCUCGACUCCGGGAACCGGUACUACUCCAGGGUGCUCCGCGCGGGGGAGACGUUCGUCAUCCCGCGGGGCCUCAUGCACUUCCAGUUCAACGUCGGCCAGGCCGAGGCCACCAUGGUCGUGUCGUUCAACAGCCAGAACCCUGGCAUCAUCUUCGUGCCGCUCACCAUGUUCGGGUCAUCGCCGCCGAUCCCAACAACGGUGCUCGCCAAGGCGCUCCGUGUGGACGCCGAGGUCGUUGAUCUCAUCAAGUCCAAGUUCGCAGGAGGGUAUUAAGACUUAGCCAGCUAUAACGUGUCGAACGAUCAGCAAUAAUUAGAUAUAUGCCCUCUAAAUAAUGUCGAUUUCAGAACACGUAUAAUUAAGCUAUAUAUGGUGAAGAGAAGUCAUAGUAAGAUGGAAAAAGUGAAGCUUGCCUCGAGGUUUAGUACCUAGUCGGGGAAUAUAAAUGUACUUGGUCAUUUUUUCUGAGUAUAAUAAAAGCAAUUUAUGUGGUUUUUGUA